Messenger RNA from Ambispora gerdemannii, 992 nucleotides. NCBI's taxonomy places the organism in Eukaryota, Fungi, Glomeromycota, Glomeromycetes, Archaeosporales, Ambisporaceae. The record is from the annotation of a GenBank genome assembly.
AAUAUAUUGAUAUUACUGUAUCAUUUAUGGAUUCUGAUUUUAAAAUUUAUGAUAUUUUGCUCGAGUUGGAAUAUUUACCAUAUCCACAUACUGCUGAAUAUAUUCGAGAUAAGAUUCAAUUAAUUAUUGAAAAAUGGAGCUUGCAGGAAAAAGUGAUUGCUAUUGUAACUAACAAUGAAUUAAAUAUAAUUAAAGCUAUAUCAUAUUUAAAUAAUAUUACGCGAAUACCAUGUACAGCACAUAUACUUCAGCUCACAAUUGGAAAAGGAUUAGCACCUGUCUUGGUUUUUAUUUCUCGCACCAAAUGCUUAAACUGGUUUUUUACAUAUCCCAAACAAAUAGAAAGACUUCAAACAACCCAGACUUUCUUAAACUAUCCAAAAAUUUUAGGUGUAGUUUGUGAUGUAAGCACUCAUUGGAAUUCAUUAUAUUUAGUAUGGGAUCGAUUACUUUAUUUAAAAGAUGCAAUUGAACAAUUGGCAAUUGAUUUAUCACGAGAUCAGGAUAGUACAAUAAGAAAAGAUGGACAUCGUCUUAAAAAAAUUAAUCUUAUGGAUGAUGAAUGGAUCUUUAUGGAACAUUUGGUUAAUUUACUUGGAUUAUUUGAAGAAGCCACCACUUUUUUAAGUGGUAGUAUUUAUGCGACACUUAGUUUAAUGCAUUCUAUCAUUUCUGAAUUACAAAAAGUAUUUGAAGAUGAAACUUUAUUAGUAUUAUUAAAAGCUGUAGAUUUUGCUAUAGAUAUGAUCAUAUUAGAUAAUGAAGAUGAACAAGAAUUUGUUGAACAACAAGAAAAUGAUGAAGAAGAAGUUAUCAAUCCUAUAACUCAAAAUCAUGUACAAAUCAGUCAGCCAAUGAUCACAGAGAGUGUAAUCGAAAGUAUUAAGAGUAUUAUUGUUCAAGCAUUACAUCAAUAUUGGAGAAUUCUAUCUGAUAUCACUUUAAAAGUAGCAUUUUUAGAUUCACGAUUCAAAGAUUUAGCUUUUGUAUGA